Phragmites australis (common reed) is the source of this 1877-nucleotide messenger RNA. RefSeq names its product malate dehydrogenase, chloroplastic-like. Gene Ontology annotation, cellular component: mitochondrion; cytoplasm. The record is from RefSeq and is a predicted model, not a curated record. The transcript is spliced from 2 exons. Lineage: Eukaryota; Viridiplantae; Streptophyta; Magnoliopsida; Poales; Poaceae. Gene Ontology annotation, molecular function: L-malate dehydrogenase (NAD+) activity. The coding region runs from base 370 to 1563 and encodes 397 amino acids. Gene Ontology annotation, biological process: malate metabolic process; tricarboxylic acid cycle.
CUCCUGCGUGCGUUUGCACCGUGCACGGCGCCACCACGGGCGGGACGGGAACUGCGCGCAUCGCAUUCGCAUCCCACCUACCCUCGCCGCCUCCGUGCGUCUCCGUCCGUCGACCCCAGAAAUAAAAAGCGCCGCCGCGGUGCCCCUUGCUACGACCGAGGAGCCCAGAGCCAAGACGCUUUUCCCGUGCUGCCGCCCCCUUCCGUUUGGCCAUUGCCGCUGCUCACGAGGCUCUCGAGCGACCUCACCCGCUGACCCGCCCCGCCCAGCAAAGGAGAUAGCGCGUGCAAAGGUAACACGCCGACCCAUCUCCCGUCCUUCUCCCAAGGUUGGAUUCUGCGCGCCCGUUCCUCGUCUCCGCAGUUGGGCAUGGCAUCAUCUGUUACCAUCAGCUCAAUUAGCGCUCAGGCUGGCCUUAUCCCAAAGCCAAGAAACCAUGGUGUCACAAGCUACGCUGGUUUAAGGGCAUCAUCAUCAAUUAGAUUUGAAUUGGAGUCGUCAUUCCUCGGCAGGAAUGCAUCCCUUCAAGCAUCUGUAGCUCCAAGGAUUGUGCCGAAGGCAAAGUCUGGAUCUCAGAUAUCUCCUCAGGCAUCUUACAAAGUUGCAGUACUCGGUGCUGCUGGUGGCAUUGGUCAACCCUUGGGCCUGUUGAUUAAGAUGUCUCCUCUGGUGUCAGAACUGCAUCUGUAUGAUAUUGCAAAUGUCAAGGGAGUUGCUGCAGAUCUUAGCCAUUGCAACACACCUGCUCAGGUUCUGGACUUCACUGGGCCCUCAGAAUUGGCAAACUGCUUGAAAGGCGUGGAUGUUGUUGUCAUCCCUGCCGGGGUUCCAAGGAAGCCAGGCAUGACUCGUGAUGACCUUUUUAACAUCAAUGCGAGCAUUGUCAAGUCACUUGUUGAGGCUGUUGCAGACAAUUGCCCAGAAGCCUUUAUCCAUAUUAUCAGCAACCCUGUGAAUUCCACAGUGCCAAUUGCUGUUGAGGUUCUGAAACAGAAGGGUGUCUACAACCCCAAGAAGCUUUUUGGAGUUACCACCCUUGAUGUUGUCAGGGCUAACACAUUCGUCGCGCAGAAGAAGAACCUCAAGCUCAUUGAUGUCGAUGUCCCAGUUGUGGGUGGUCAUGCCGGGAUAACAAUUUUGCCAUUACUAUCAAAGACCAGGCCAUCUGUCAACUUCACAGAUGAGGAAAUUGAAGAGCUGACAAAGAGGAUACAGAAUGCCGGGACAGAGGUGGUGGAGGCGAAGGCUGGUGCUGGAUCUGCUACCCUGUCCAUGGCCUACGCUGCUGCCAGAUUUGUCGAGUCAUCACUCCGCGCACUGGCUGGCGAUACAGAUGUUUAUGAGUGCACAUUUAUUCAAUCUGAGAUAACUGAUCUGCCAUUCUUUGCAUCAAGGGUUAAGCUUGGGAAAAAUGGUGUUGAAUCUAUCAUUUCUGCCGACCUCGAGGGAGUGACUGAGUACGAGACCAAGGCACUCGAGGCACUGAAGCCUGAGCUGAAAGCCAGCAUUGAGAAGGGAAUUGCGUUCGCGCAUAAACCGCAGGAAGCUGUCGCAUCUGUUUGAAGCGGGUGAAAUGAAAAAUCCACAAAAAGAGAAUAAAGGAAUAAUGGUUCUCGAUGGCUUUUAGUUUUGCAGCCGAGAAUUUUUUGUGUCGACGCGUAGGAAGAUGCUCCAUAUCAUCUAUAAGUAUUGUUUGUUGUUAGUUUCUAAUGAUCACAUGGGGGCGUCGACGCCCCCAAGUUAUCGACUGCUUCCAGGCCUUGUUUAACACACUGCAUAAAUUUUGCCCGUUGUAUAUUGAGGUUGUGUUUGUAGCUUGUUGGAGUUUACAAACUACCCAAGAGCUAAUAAAGCUUUUCUGUGAACGUUGCCUGCAA